AGGAAGAACAAUCUGGGAUUCACAUAUAUACAACUAAACGUCAUUGUUACUUCAUUAUGAGAUGUUAGAUCAUGAUUAUGCUAAUAGUUUCAAUUCGAAAUGUUAAUUACUGGGCUACCAGUUCUUCUCUUCUACCUUGGUCAUCAAGCAAUCUAUCUAUAAAUAAUAAAUACCAACCACACAAUCAUCUCUCCAACCAGAAGCCAAUAGAUCAGAAAAAUGAGCGACCACCACUCAGCUUGCCUACUGCUUUACCAUUACGGUCACAUGCGCAAAUCUGUAAACAUUUUGAAAUUCGUCAAUCUGGAUGACCAGCCAGACCGCCACGCCUUUCACCACAAUCCCCAAAACGACCUUGAUCUCGAGCCCGCCUUUCCCGACCCCGAACUUUGUGUGGUUGGCUCGGCCGACGGUUUGGUCUGCUUCAAUUCAUUCUCUCGAACCGACUUAGAUUCCGUGUACAUAUGCAACCCCACAACUCGAGAAUACGUCAAGCUCCCCAAGGCCCACGGCGAUCGGGUGUACCCGAAUCUAGUCGGGUACGGGUUUGGCGCCACUCCAUUAACAAACACCUUCAAGGUUGUGAGGAUUUAUCAGGAGAAAAUCCUUGUUCAAUCCGGAUCUGAUUAUUACAAGUCCGAUCUUCAAGUUUACACUCUAGGAGGGGCCGGAUCGUGGAGGAGCGCCGGCGGCAUCAAUUGCUGCUUCGGUUGCCGGGAGUUCGGCCAGAGUCUCGACGGAAAACUCCACUGGCUUGUCACCGAUGUAAAUGGCGAUGAACUUAUCUGCUCUUUCGACCUCGAGAGCGAGACGAUCCAAACGAUUCCCUCGGCUCCUCCUCCUCCGGUGGUGCCGGAGGAUGAUUGGAUCCGGAGGAGCAUCGGCGUGCUCGGAAACUGUUUGUGUUUAUGCGACAACACGGAGCGCACCAGCCUGGACAUAUGGGUGAUGAAGGAGUACGGAAAUGGCGAUUCGUGGACUAAAGAAUUUAGUAUCGGCGCUCCGGAAGAAUGGAUGAUGUUUGAUGAGAUGAUCCAUUUGGUGAUGGAUUUUAAGGACGGGGAGAUGCUGUUCUUGUUCUGGAAUGAUAUCUUGUUCUCCUAUAACCCAGAGACGAAGAGCGUGACGAGAGUUGAUGUGUGCGAGCCUUAUUUCUCGGCUACCGUUCAUGUCCCAUCCUCCAUUUCUCUGGAGACCAUUUUUGGAGCUCAACAAGUCAAACAGAUCAACCCCUCCUAGCCAAUAACUUUUUUUUUUUUUUUAGUACUGUUACAAUGUGUAUCUGUUUAUAAUUACUUUCUUAACCUACUAAAGCAGUCAACAGUUACCUUCAGUGAGGCUUAAACUCACUCCCAUCAUUCACCACCGAGGCUCGAACUCAUUCCCAUAAUUCAUGUGGGAGUGUAAACCGAGAAAACCACAAAGUCUUUGGCCCUAUCCAAUAAGUAUGUACUGGAAAAACUAUAGCCUUGUUUCAGUUGUUAGUGGAGGGAAGGGAGAACUAUGUAAAAACUAUAGCCUUGUUUGGCAAGGGUUAGUAUUAGAAUCAUAUACAGAAUUAUUUAUUUUUACACAUUAUCAAUCUUGUAAGAAGCUUAUUGAAUUAUAGAUUAAUCAUUCUUAUUAUCUCAA
This is a messenger RNA of Ipomoea triloba (trilobed morning glory), 1632 nucleotides long. RefSeq names its product F-box protein At3g07870-like. The coding region runs from base 220 to 1239 and encodes 339 amino acids. The transcript has a single exon. The record is from RefSeq and is a predicted model, not a curated record. NCBI's taxonomy places the organism in Eukaryota, Viridiplantae, Streptophyta, Magnoliopsida, Solanales, Convolvulaceae.